AUGUCGCUUGUUGCAACGGCCCCUAAGAAUAUGGUAUAUCUACGAUUAGGACUACGUGGUAUACAACUCAUUUGCAGUGUCUUGGCCUUGGCUUUUGCAGCUGGCGGCUUUUACGAUGGAGCGGCUUCGAGAGCAAGUAUUUUCGUGCUGCUUAUGGGUUACACUGGCAUGCUGUACACGUUGUGGCAUCUUGUGGCGGUGGAGAUCUUCCAUUUUGCUAAUCGUCCGGCACUUCGUUUCGAGCAGUGCCUAGAUGGACUAUUGGUGCUCUUGCUACUUGUUGCCGGUAUCUGCUUGGCGACGUCGGACUUUACGAGAUACUGUGGCUUUGGGUGGCACUGUCACAACCUCCGAGCUGCGACGGCUUUCGACUUUAUCGCCAUGUUUUUCUUUUUGGUGUCGCUGGUGAUGACGUUCCUGACCUCAAACGAGCAAGUUAACGGACCUACUGACGUGCAAUUAGAAGAUCCUGUGCCGUACCACCAGAGCGUGACGCCUACGUCAGCUGCGUUGUCUCCGAUCGUUGGUAUGUUUGGUGCUAGUGGCUCGCUGGUGAUAUUGGGCAAGGUCUAG
This is a messenger RNA of Peronospora farinosa, 573 nucleotides long. The record is from the annotation of a GenBank genome assembly. Lineage: Eukaryota; Oomycota; Peronosporomycetes; Peronosporales; Peronosporaceae.